AUGCUCUCAACCGGCUCAAACUACGACCAUGUCCAGCCUCAUGAGCGUCCUGAUAUUGCCCCCGUCCUCACCAGUUCCAGAACCUAUCGGCCCCGAACUCCAAGGUCUUGCGACUUUUGUCGAUCUCGUAAGAGUGCCUGCAGACUAGAUCAGGGUCCUCCUUGCUACGCAUGUCGGUUAUAUGACCGAGAAUGUGUCAUCAGCGAGAGGCCCCCACGGAAAAGGCAGAAGUCGGAUGUUGAAGCAGCCAAGACUAACACCUACAACGCUCAAAAGCCACAGGUCGCACCUUCUACCCUCAAUGACUUUGAUAUAGCUCUUUUCUCGCCACAAUCCACUGGCAGUUCCCAACAUCUAUCACCGGCCGAGGUCGCUGGUUCUGUGACGUCGCAACUCUCUACCGAUGCCCUCAAUCAGACUAGGCUAUUCCACGCAGGUCGAGAACGUGAUGUCCCUCCAGAAUCUCUGGAUGCGUGGCCGACAAAGACAGCUUUCCUUCUAGGUGACACGGGGGAAUCGGAUCCGUACCUCUUGCGGCAUUUCUCCUCCGACCGUCUCGACUCGGCGGACAACAUAGGCAAAGUGACACCGCGACACAUACUGCGAGCCUUAGACCCAGAUGUCAUGCACAGUACCGAAAGGCCUUUGAUCAUGUCCAUCGCGGAUCAUUCGUUAUACGACCGAGGAGAGCCUAGACUGGACCAGAAGGUGCUUGACGAGGCGUCAGAGGAAGUUUCGCAGAUGGUCUCAGAGGAGACGGGUGUCCGCCUAGUGAAACUGUUCUUCCGAUAUGUCUAUCCAUACUUCCCCAUCCUGUCCAAGACCCGGCUUCUCUGUCCUAUGGCUGAGCUUCCAUCAAAACUCAAAACUCUUUCGCUCUCGCUCAAGGCUGCCAUUUACGCAUCUGCUUUGGCCUUUUUCACAUAUGACGAUGUGCUUGCUACCACUAUAGUUCACUCACCUCCGUCGAGUCAACGGCUAUACCGAAUUGCAUGGUUGGCUGUCACGCAUGAGGUGCACACACCACAUUUAUCUACGCUCCAGUCGUGCUUGCUGCUUCUUCAAAGAGUCAACGACGAUCGCUUUGUCAUGGAUACGGUCUUCCGCUGGAGCCUCCUAGGCUGGACGGUCGCACUCGCGCAGAGCUUCGGGCUGUCGACUGAUUGUCUUGACUGGGUUGGCAUCCCAGAUUGGGAGAAGCGUCUACGGCGGAGACUCUGGUGGGCCACUUUCGUCAUGGACAAAUGGGCUUUUAUGUCGGCAGGUCUGACGAGCCACAUCCACAACGACAACUAUGACGUCUCGCCCUUGAUAAGUUUGGAUUUUGCAUAUGCAGGAGAUUCUGAAACAGACGCAUCGGAACAAAAUGCUGACGACCAGGUUGAGCCAUUGUCACACUUCUAUCAUCUCACACGACUCACGGCAAUCCUCAGUGAUAUCCAAGUUGCUUUCUUUACCCUCACAGCUUCGAAGCGAACCCAAAGAGAUCUUGCGCUAUCAAUUGAACUGGCGAAACCAUUCCGCCAUCAGUUGAAAGAGUGGAAGUCAUCAUUCGACGCAUUUCUCCUUGCACAAGGAGCUGGUCGAAACCAUCCACGUCCACCACGAUCCGGCUUGGAUGGCAAUGCAUCUCUAGGCCUCUCUUACCGUGUGGUAAACAUCAUACUCUUUCGGGCCCUUCUCCGGCCUAUCGAGUCGAUUUUGCCUUCUCAAGACUGCAUUGGACCUGCAGGCCGAGAUGCUGUGCGCAUUGGAGCCAAGGCAUGCUGCUUGGAUGCCGUGGACUUUGUCGAAUCUCUUCAACGUAAUGUCUGGGAUGCCUUCUGGCAUUCCUGGUCUCGUGCAGGCUUUGCCGUGAUUUCGUCCAUGAUGAUCCGAUUGUUGAUCACGAGCGAAAACGGUACGGAAGUUGACGAGAUCAAUACUUUGAUACGGCGUUGGAGGUGGGCGUUGCGGACAGGCGGUGGAAGUGCGGGAAACGUUCUCAUGAGCCUCGCUCUCCUGAGGCUGGAUCGUUCGCUUGUAACAAAGGGGAUACAUGAGAGCGACGAAGAGGAGUGA
Molecule: messenger RNA, 2061 nt
Organism: Capronia coronata CBS 617.96
Lineage: Eukaryota; Fungi; Ascomycota; Eurotiomycetes; Chaetothyriales; Herpotrichiellaceae
Exons: 2
Coding region: 1-2061 (686 amino acids)
Biological process (GO): DNA-templated transcription
Cellular component (GO): nucleus
Molecular function (GO): DNA binding; DNA-binding transcription factor activity, RNA polymerase II-specific; zinc ion binding
Source: RefSeq, a predicted model, not a curated record